UUUUCAGGAACCGUCGAGCCGCUCAAUAGUUUUGCGCUUUCGAUGUACCUUUGAAGGCACUGCAAUAUGUCAGAAAAUUCCCUUUUUAAGCCAGAAGGAUACUACCGAACCCAGAUCAGAAUGAUCCUACGCAUCUCAUCACCACUAAGGCCAAGGAUUGCACGUCAUUUUAACCCGACAGAUGGGUGAGCUUGGCGUGGCUCGGCCCCAUCCAAGGCGUCCGAGGUAAGAACAAGAACCCCGAGCAGCUCAAUUUCCUGAACGGGAAAGGAAAUUUCUUGGGUGCACAUUGGGGGGUCGUGUUUUCAAUAAUAUGGACCGCGUGAAAACUAUCAAAGGCCGAAUGGUCUACGCCCGUCUCAAGACAAGGUCAAAGCCUUCUUGCAGCCAUUCGCGGAGAGUGGCCAGAUGGUUGGUGCGGAGGGCAUCAAGGCAUUCUUUGAGAAGCUGAGGGGUGAUGCUGAUGCUAUCAAAGAUGCUGCUGUGCGUCGUCAGCCGAAAAGAAGAAGGAUGGAGAUGGAGAUGGAGAUGGAGUUAGUGAUGGCAGCGGGAGGAAGGAGCAAAGUGGAUAUUGAGUUGGACCCCGUAGGUAUGUCAACUGAAAAGCGGCAGGGAGAUUGGCUAGUCUAGUUGGGGAGAUGUUUUGGCAAUCCAGGAUAGCGGCAGAGCUGAUGUCGAAUCGAGAGAUGAUUGAUCAUGUCUAUGCGGUUAAUACAUCCAUUUCUCCUACUUUACUGAGUGCUCCACAUCAGCUGGAUUUAAGAUCGCCGCUGGCCGGGCCACGAAUAUUCUACAGCAGAGUUCCAGAAAUGUUAACAAAUUAGGAAUCGGAGCAAUGGUUCUGCUUAUUCCUCAUUCGCAUCAGUGCUCCUUUGAACCCCAGAAUUCCUCGCCGAAAACGACGCAGCCAUACUCGCUAC
Molecule: messenger RNA, 920 nt
Organism: Mytilinidion resinicola
Lineage: Eukaryota; Fungi; Ascomycota; Dothideomycetes; Mytilinidiales; Mytilinidiaceae
Exons: 2
Source: RefSeq, a predicted model, not a curated record